AGUCGGGAGAAGAGCGGGCUGCGGACGGCGAACGCAAGCUUUUUAAUUAGUAAUAAAAUGCAAUAAAACGAAGCGAGAUCAGCCCGGACCCGCGUCCGAACUAUCCGCGCGUUUGCCCCGAGAUCUAAGGAAGUCGCGCGAAAAACCGCAGCCGCCACCCCAUCUUCGGCCCGGCUGGGGCGGGAGCUGCAGCGCGACGCGACGCAGGGGCAGGGCGGGGGGACGGUCACCUCGCCUCCAGGGCCACCUGGGUCCUUUUAAAGUGUCCGGGGUGCGGGCCCCGGGCGGGAGCGCAGAUCACGGAAUGUUUUCUUAAAGGGCCAGUUCCGAGCUGCGCUGAAAAAGGGGGGGGGAGGGGGCAGAGAGAAGUGAGGUGAAGACCGAGAAGGCCGAGGAGAGCCCCCCAAUCCCGCGCCGAGGCGGCGGCGGCGGCGGCGGCGGCGCGACGAUGAGGAUGAUGAAUACAUUGCAAAGUUUUUUUGGCCCCGGCGAGGGGUGUCAGAUUGAGUGCUCUGUGCGCAUGUGCGAAGGUGUCCAAACUGACAAUGCUGGGGAGAUGAAGAUAGUGUGUAGCUGCUUCUGGGCUCAAGGAGGAGGAGAGAGAUUCCGCGAGCCGACACCAUGCGAUCCAAGGCGAGGGCGAGGAAGCUAGCCAAAAGUGACGGUGACGUUGUAAAUAAUAUGUAUGAACCCGACCCGGACCUGCUGGCUGGCCAGAGUGCUGAGGAGGAGACCGAGGACAGCAUUCUGUCUCCCAUCCCCAUGGGGCCACCGUCCCCCUUCCCCACCAGCGAGGACUUCACCCCCAAGGAGGGCUCGCCCUACGAGGCUCCUGUCUACAUUCCCGAAGACAUUCCGAUCCCACCAGACUUCGAGCUGCGGGAGUCCUCCAUCCCCGGGGCCGGCCUGGGGAUCUGGGCCAAGAGGAAGAUGGAGGCCGGGGAGCGGCUCGGCCCCUGCGUGGUGGCGCCCCGGGCGGCGCUGAAGGAGGCCGACUUUGGAUGGGAGCAAAUGCUCACGGAUCCGGAGGUGUCGUCCCAGGAGGGCUGCAUCAGAAAGAUCUCCGAAGACCUGGGCAGCGAGAAGUUCUGCGUGGAUGCUAGCCAAGUGGGGGCCGGCAGCUGGCUCAAGUACAUCCGUGUGGCGUGCUCCUGUGAUGACCAGAACCUCUCCAUGUGUCAGAUCAACGAGCAGAUUUAUUAUAAAGUCGUUAAGGACAUCGAGCCGGGUGAGGAGCUGUUGGUGCACGUGAAGGAAGGGGCCUACUCCCUGGGUGCAGUGCCGCCCAGCCUGGAUGAGGAGCCCACAUUCCGCUGUGACGAGUGUGACGAGCUCUUCCCGUGCAAGGUGGACCUGCGGCGCCACAAGAAGUACACCUGCGGCUCUGCAGGGACCGCCUACGAGGGCCUGGGGGAGGGGCUCAAGCCUGAGGGCCUCGGUGGGGGCAGCGACCAGGCCCACGAGUGCAAGGACUGCGAGCGGGCCUUCCCCACCAAGUACAGCUUGGAGCAGCACAUGAUCGUCCACACCGAGGAGCGGGAGUACAAGUGCGACCAGUGUCCCAAGGCCUUCAACUGGAAGUCCAACCUCAUCCGCCACCAGAUGUCCCAUGACAGUGGCAAGCGCUUCGAAUGUGAAAACUGCGUGAAGGUGUUCACAGACCCCAGCAACCUGCAGCGGCACAUCCGCUCGCAGCACGUCGGCGCCCGGGCACACGCCUGCCCCGACUGCGGCAAGACCUUCGCCACGUCCUCCGGCCUGAAGCAGCACAAGCACAUCCACAGCACCGUCAAGCCCUUCAUAUGUGAGGUCUGCCACAAGUCCUACACGCAGUUCUCCAACCUGUGCCGGCACAAGCGCAUGCACGCGGACUGCCGCACGCAGAUCAAGUGCAAGGACUGCGGGCAGAUGUUCAGCACUACCUCCUCCCUCAACAAGCACCGGCGCUUCUGCGAGGGCAAGAACCAUUACACGCCGGGCGGCCUCUUCGCCCCCGGCCUGCCCUUGACCCCCAGCCCCAUGAUGGACAAGGCAAAGCCCUCCCCCAGCCUCAACCACACCGGCCUGGGCUUCAACGAGUACUUCCCCUCCAGGCCCCACCCCGGGGGCCUGCCCUUCUCCACAGGCCCCCCGGCCUUCCCCGCACUCACGCCCGGCUUCCCGGGCAUCUUCCCCCCAUCCCUGUACCCCCGGCCACCUCUGCUACCUCCCACGCCGUUGCUCAAGAGCCCCCUGAACCACACGCAGGACGCCAAGCUCCCCAGCCCCCUGGGGAACCCAGCCCUGCCCCUCAUCUCCGCGGUCAGCAACAGCGGCCAGGGUGCCACGGCAGCCACGGGGCCGGAGGAGAAGUUGGAGAGCCGCCUGGAGGACGCGUACGUGGAGAAGCUCAAGACCAGGAGCCCCGACAUGUCUGACGGCAGCGACUUCGAGGACAUCAACACCACCACGGGGACCGACCUGGACACCACGACGGGGACGGGCUCGGACCUGGACAGCGACGUGGACAGUGACCGCGACAAGGGCAAGGACAAGGGCAAGCCGGAGUUUGGGGGUGGCACGGCGCCCGCAGGGUCGGUCCCCAGCGGGGCCGAGGUGCCUGUCUUCUACUCCCCGCACUCCUUCUUCCCGCCGCCCGAGGAGCAGCUGCUAACUGCCUCGGGCGCUGCCGGCGACUCCAUCAAGGCCAUCGCGUCCAUUGCGGAGAAGUACUUCGGCCCGGGCUUCAUGGGCAUGCAGGAGAAGAAGCUGGGCACGCUGCCCUACCACUCGGUGUUCCCCUUCCAGUUCCUACCCGACUUCCCCCACUCCCUCUGCCCCUUCACGGGCCGCGCCCUGGCCCACAACCUGCUGGUCAAGGCCGAGCCAAAGUCGCCCCGGGACGCCCUCAAGGUGGGCGGCCCCAGUGCCGAGUGCCCCUUCGACCUCACCACCAAACCAAAAGAGGCGAAGCCCAUCCUGCCCGCACCCAAGGUGCCCCCGGCGCCCGCGUCCGGUGAGGAGCAGCCGCUGGACCUGAGCAUCGGCAGCCGGGCCCGCGCCAGCCAGAACGGAGGAGGCCGGGAGCCCCGGAAGAACCACGUCUACGGGGAGCGGAAGCCCGGGGCCGGCGAGGGGCUGCCCAGGGUGUGCCCAGCUCAGCUGCCCCAGCAGCCCUCCCUGCACUAUGCCAAGCCCUCGCCCUUCUUCAUGGACCCCAUUUACAGCAGGGUAGAAAAGCGGAAGGUGACGGACCCCGUGGGCGUCCUGAAGGAGAAGUACCUGAGGCCAUCCCCACUGCUGUUCCACCCCCAGCAGAUGUCAGCCAUCGAGACCAUGACAGAGAAGCUGGAGAGCUUCGCAGCCAUGAAAGCAGACUCGGGUGGCUCGCUGCAGCCCCUGCCCCACCACCCCUUCAACUUCCGGUCCCCACCCCCGACGCUCUCGGACCCCAUCCUCAGGAAGGGCAAGGAGCGGUACACGUGCAGGUACUGUGGCAAGAUCUUCCCCCGAUCCGCGAAUCUCACGAGGCACCUGAGGACACACACUGGGGAGCAGCCGUACAGGUGCAAGUACUGCGACCGCUCCUUCAGCAUCUCCUCCAACCUCCAGAGGCACGUGCGGAACAUCCACAACAAGGAGAAGCCGUUCAAGUGUCACCUGUGCAACCGGUGCUUUGGGCAGCAGACCAACCUGGACAGGCACCUCAAGAAGCACGAACACGAGGGCGCACCAGUGAGCCAGCACACAGGGGUCCUCACGAACCACCUGGGCACCAGCGCCUCCUCCCCCACCUCUGAGUCGGACAACCACGCACUUUUAGACGAGAAAGAGGACUCCUACUUCUCUGAAAUCAGGAACUUCAUCGCCAACAGCGAGAUGAGCCAGGCAUCCUCAAGGACAGACAAGCGGCCAGAGAUCCAGGAGCUGGGCAGCAACCCCCAGUGUCCAGGCUUAGCCAGUGAGAAGCCGGAGGAUGUGGAGGAGGAGGAAGAGGAGGAGCUAGAAGAGGAGGAUGAGGACAGCCUGGCUGGGAAGUCGCAGGACGACACGGUGUCACCCACGCCCGAGCCCCAGGGUGUCUACGAGGAUGAGGAGGAAGAGGAGCCACCCGCCUCCCUGGCCGUGGGCUUUGACCAUACCCGAAGGUGUCUUGAGGAGCCAGAGGGCGGCCUGUCAGCUUUGGAGCCGACGCCGGCCUUUGGGAAGGGGCUGGACCUCCACAGAGCAGCUGAGGAAGCAUUUGAAGUUAAAGAUGUGCUUAAUUCCACCUUAGAUUCUGAGGCUUUAAAACAGACCCUGUACAGGCAGGCUAAGAACCAGGCAUAUGCAAUGAUGCUGUCCCUUUCCGAGGAUGCUCCUCUCCACGCUCCCCAGAGCUCGCUGGACGCUUGGUUGAAUAUCGCCGGAGCCACGUCAGAGUCCGGAGCCUUUAACCCUAUCAACCACCUCUGAGGUCCCAGGGCCAGAGCCCAGAGUCGGGGCGCCAGCUGCGGAGGAAGCAGAGAGUCCCCAGAAGGCCCCGCCACCUGCCUUGGAGCUCGGCUCGGUGCCCAGCCCCCACCCUCCAAGUUCAGUUCUAACUUCUCCAAUGAAAACUUGGAACCCACAGUCCCCAAAGCCCAUCAUGGAGCUUCCUGCCUCUACGCCUGGGAACAUCAGUGUGGCCCACCACAGGGCCACGCUCACGCUGCUCAUGGGGGCGGCCUUGAAGACCAGCUUGGCGGGCGAGGGUGGAAUCUCAAGCCCGGAUGAGAGCCCUGGGCCGCUUCUGGGAUCCUGCGUGGCACCAAGGAGCGGACGGAAGACGCAGGCGUGCACUGAGAAGACGUAGCUCGCAAACAAUUUUAUAAUGAAAAUUACAAGAAUGACCCUUUUGGUAAUCUUAUUGACUACAGAGUCUAUUUAAGCAUGUGGGUUUUAAAAAUAGACAGUAUUUUUUAAAAAAAAAAUCAAACAAAAUGACUUACAAAUUGUUUUUUAAAAGUAAUUUUGCAUUGCUUUGGAAUUUCAGCUUAUUUGCCAACCCAAGCCUGCCUGGGCAGCCAUUGCUGUGCUUGGGGUGUACCCUUUAUACUGUAGAUAAUGGAGAAUUUUCUAUUGCCGACCCUAUUUGUACAAGCCAAGGUGAUUCUGGGUGCCCCCGAGACAGAAUGAGGGGCAUGAGGACUCUCCUUCGACCGUGCACAGACCCUGCUGAGGAAUCCUGGACGUGGUGCCUGGCUGCAGGCCUGCUGGGGCCGGACGGAGAGGUCGCCUGCCCCCUUGUGGCCUGCAGAGAAGUCCACAAGCCCCCACCCAUGACCCCCCAAUUGUAUGGGGAUGUCGGGAGCCCGUGGCUCAGGGCCUCCACACAGAGUGUGGCAGGGCACCUGAUGAUCUUACCCUAAGGUCUGUGCCUCCACCGCCCGAGCGGGCCCCAGCUGCUAUUCUGAAGGCCGGGCUUGUUGGGACUUUCUGGGUCCCCAACCUCCCGCCCUCACCUGACCCCCAACAGCUGGGGCGUCCUCCCCGCGGCUGCACAGUGGGGAGCCCUCCACAGCUGCACCACUACAGGACGCCGAGCGCUCCCUGUGCCUGAGACUCCAGAUCAACCACCCAGCAGCCACUUCUGCUCUUCGCACAGGUUCUUGACCAGACAGGGUCAAGAGCAGAAGGGGUCAGGGGACCUGCUGCCAAGAGCAGAGACAGCACAGCCCCCAGGAGGGCGCCUCUCUCCCGGGGGAUGUGUCUACUUCUCCAUUCGGACUGGCUUUAAAUUAUUCCCAUAGGGGCCAAUUUCAAUUAAUUUUUUCCCUGAUGGAAUUUACCUUAAUCUGUAUAUAACUUGUAAUUUUUUUCUAAUUCAUUUUUUUUCUUAUUUUAUUUCUUCCUUAACAGUAUUUUUGGCAUUAGACAUUCUUAUUGUGAAGAAAUAAUGUUAAUAUAAGUAUCUAGUGAAGGACCAAAACCGUGUAAUAAGGUUGUGUGUUGUGUGGUCACUAACCAGGGAGUGGGGCGGUUUUUAAUGUGCCAAAUACCCCCGCGUCCCCCCCACGAAUCCUGCUGUCACUGCUGCCCAUUUACCAGACAAUCAUGUGUUUUGUUAAAUUUGAGUUUCAGUUGCAUUUAAGACGAGUGUUCUAUUUAUUUCUUUUAUUGUUUGGAAGAAAAAAAAAAAACAAUGAAUGUCCCACCAAGAAGAGAAAAAAAAGUUGCCCAAGUUCCCCUUUAAAAAAAGAAGAGGGUAAAUGCACAAAACCGGGGCACAGAGCUGAACAUCUGCGUGGCUCUGUGCCCUGUGGGGACAUCCCAACGGGCAGUAUUUAAGCGGGCGUGUUCCAUGAGCUUCCAGUCGCUCCAGGCCCAAGACGAUCGUCCGCUGAUGCCGGACAGUCCGAGUGUGCCCUGGAGACACACUGGGGAGGACCCUGCAGCCAGCAGAGACCUGUAGGUCACGGUGAAAGGGAUUCUCCCCUUGCUAACUCAGAGCCAGAGAGCCGGCCUGCACCGCGGACAGGCCAUCGCACCCACGGGCAAGCUGGAAAGAGGCCCUCAGGGGAGCGGGGAAGCGGGGAAGCCUGAACCCCAGCCACCCCACAGGGACUGGCAAACCCACCCGCCCAGGACCUCUCCUGGAUGUCUCCUCCGCCAGACCCACCAGGUACGGGCACAGGAACUUCCACUUUCUCCUUGAUCUAGAUGGGACCCUUAUAAAAAUUCAACCUCAGAUCCAAACACCCCAUUUCUGUAAACCCAAAUUAUAUGAUUUCUUCUGCGAAAGAAUAAGCUGUGUGGUUUUGUUUUUGUUUUUGUUUUUUUUGCGAUACAUGCUGCUCUCUCCAAGUGGGAAGCUUGGAUGGAGGAGACCGAGGUGUGUCUUUUGGCAAUGGCAGACAGAGAGGGCCUCCCCUCUCCUCACCUUGGAGUGCCCUGCCCAGUUCUGUCAUCUGGGGCACAUCUUCCGAGAAUUUUCUCUUCUCUUCGUUCUCUUCUUCCCUCUUUCCAAAGAGCCCUGGCUGCACAUUUUAAGUCAUAUACUUUUGUCCCCCCCAACAAUGAUAGCAAGUCCAGCUUCUCUUUAGCACUCAGCCCCCUGGGCCCCAGCACUUGGCAUUUUGGGGGGCUCUGCCCUUAGACCCCCUGACAAAGAGCAACCCCUAAGUUGCCUCAGGGCUUGGCACUGCCCCACACCCAGCCAGCUCCAGGCUCAGGGCUUCUCUCUUCCCUGGUGGCAGUGCCAGCUCAGAAGUGCCUGCUCACUCAGGCCCAGUGUCCUCUGCCCUCAGAGACCCCCCGGGGGCCAGGGAGCCAGGCUGGGUGUGAGAAUUCCAAGACCCGGCCCCCAGAGCACCAAGCCUGAACAGGAGCAGCGAGGUCUCUCUGCAGCAUGGGCAGGAGUUCUGCCCAGCCUGCUGCCCUGACAUGACUCCAUUGGAUGGCUGGCACUCAUCCCCAAAGUGGAAGUUCAAGGGAGGCCCCAGCACCUUCCCAGCACAGUCCUGGGAUGCCGGCCCUGGCGAGGCCACACCUUCACCCUGUUGCUGCCCUCAUCCCAGGAUGCUUGGGGAGGACACACGGGGCUGCCCCAUCCUCCUGAACAGGCAGAUCCUGCAUGAGUGGGACCCACAACAUCCCUUAGCAAACCCAGUGGACAGGGUGGGCACAGAGUGGCCUGAGAGACUGCCCAAGGCCAAGAGUACAGCUAGGCUUUCCAGACCCUGCUGGACCCAACCUCCUGACCUGAGUCCAGCCCUGGAGACCCGAGGGCCCUCAGCUUCCUCUGCCUCUGCCGCUUCCCCAGUGAGCAAUUGCAAACACCCUCCUGAUACAUAUCACGUGUUUAGCACUGGAUUGUGGUCCCCGUCCCCUGCCCGAGUGACUGAAACCUACUGAGCUAUAUUCACUGUGCUGUUCCAGGGAGGGGAGAGGAGGGCGCACCCCUGCCACAGGAUGGCCGACGGGGGUCGGGAAGCCGGGUCAGCGCUCCCUCCCUGCUGGGAACACCGGACGCAGUUCCUGGCCAGUGGAGGUCAGCUGGGUGUCCAAAGCCAUGGAACCGUCUGCCGCAUUGAGUGAUACUGUGACGACGACGUCUUGCGUCAUUCCGAGAAGAGUCCCUUUCUCUCUCAUUCCAUUUUUUGUUUGUUUGUUUAUUCUGUCACUGAUUCGUAUUACCACUUUUGGAAAAAAAUCACAAUACGUAAAGGCAGCUUGAGUUUCCAAAUGUGCAAUUCACCUGUGAACAAGGUAACUCUAGAGAUGUCCUUCAGCGCCUCUGGCCUCGCCACUCUGUUCAGCACAAGGGAAGCGGAGCCCUGGUGUCGGAAUAUGUAAUUUAAAGUGUGUAUAUAAAUAUACUUUGUAACGGAGGGAUCUGCGUGCACCUCUGCAGGUGCGUUUCCCCAGCACGUGCGGGCGCGAAUCACCGCCUGUGCGUCCACGCCAUUGUUACAUUGCAGAUUUGGUUUAGUUCCGCUUUGGGUUUUUUGUUUUGUUUUGUUUUGUUUCCUUUAGAAAUGUAUAGUGUUGAAAAAGAAAUCAAAUGUAAAUGUCUGGUUAUCAUAUAUUGUUUAAAAAAAGACAAAACCAUUGAGAGGGAGGGUGGAGCUCGCCCCACGCCCCCCACUGUAAAUUGCUUCUGUCCUUUAUGAGCAAACUGUGCAUGACUCGUGCUUAGCGGUCAUUAUUGUGUCUGUUCGUGAAACUUUAUUACAAGGAAAAUUCUGUAGACGCACUUAUCGGUAUGUGGGUAGGGUCCACGUCCAGCAUAGCAGCCAGAGCCGCCCACACGGAAGCGGGCCAGCUCUGACUGACCCAGAAGUCGCCGCAGGAGGGCGAGGAGAUGAAAAGACAUGAUGGGUAGUAAAUAAUCCAGAGCGAUUUUGCAAAUUUCAUUUUGAUGCUCGUGAUGAAGACAAAUGUACUUGUGUAGAGAGAUCUCUUUAAGGUGAAACCUAGCAGAAGCUGAUUUUGAGGUUAAUGCUGUAGAAUAGGACUGUAUACCAAAUGUAAUCUUUCCAACGCC
This is a messenger RNA of Sciurus carolinensis (gray squirrel), 8986 nucleotides long. RefSeq names its product PR/SET domain 16 (gene Prdm16). Gene Ontology annotation, cellular component: nucleus. The record is from RefSeq and is a predicted model, not a curated record. The coding region runs from base 622 to 4434 and encodes 1270 amino acids. Lineage: Eukaryota; Metazoa; Chordata; Mammalia; Rodentia; Sciuridae. Gene Ontology annotation, molecular function: protein binding; histone H3K9 methyltransferase activity. The transcript is spliced from 17 exons.